AUGAGACCUUCCAAUUCCUCCUUGCUACCUUUAACGUCCCGUUUUCUGGGUCUCCGCGCCCUUCCCGGCUCACUACAUGCCAACACGCGUAGCUUUGCGCAGGUCGCACAGCGACGGGUGCUAGACGUCCCAUCGGAGGAUGACAAACCUUUUAUGGUCCCGAUCGCAGACACGAGCUUUGAGACGUAUCAUUUCGACCCGCCAUCAUACUCGGUGGAAACUACCAAGGGACAACUUAAACAGCUUUUUCGUGACAUGACAACAAUAAGACGGAUGGAACUCGCCGCAGAUGGGUUGUACAAAGAAAGGAAGAUUCGUGGGUUCUGCCACUUGUCAAUCGGGCAAGAGGCCGUCGCAGUCGGGAUAGAGCAUGCAAUUACCCGAGAAGACAAGCUCAUUACCGCGUACCGGUCUCACGGUAACACCUUGAUGCGUGGUGCUACGAUAAAAUCGAUUCUUGGUGAACUUCUCGGUCGGCGCGACGGUAUCGCGCAUGGAAAAGGCGGCUCAAUGCAUAUGUACGCCAAGAGCUUUUUCGGUGGAAACGGCAUCGUGGGCGCAAGCGUGCCUCUUGGAGCUGGUAUCGCAUUGGCUCAGCAGUAUGACGACACGGGUAACGUCACAAUCAACCUGUAUGGUGAUGGAGCAGCCAAUCAAGGCCAAAUCCACGAGGCAUUCAACAUGGCAAAGCUGUGGAACCUGCCUGUCAUGUUUGGCUGCGAGAACAACAAGUACGGAAUGGGGACAUCGGUUGAUCGUGCUUCUGCCUCAACGGAAUACUUCAAGCGUGGACAGUAUAUUCCUGGGCUUAAAGUUAAUGGAAUGGAUGUUCUGGCGGUUCUGGCUGCUGUUAGACAUGGCCGAGAGUGGAUAAAGGCAGGAAAUGGACCGCUAAUCUAUGAGUAUGAAACCUACCGAUACGCUGGUCACUCGAUGUCAGACCCCGGAACCGCCUAUCGUACCCGCGAGGAGCUACAGAAAGAGCGAACGAAUGAUCCCAUCACAAGCCUGAAGUCGAAGCUCAUAGACUGGGACAUUAUGACGGAGGAUGAGAUAAAGGCAGUUGAAAAGGAAAUACGGGGGAUGGUGAGUCACGAAGUCCAGGCGGCUGAGCAGAUGCCUGUGCCUGAUCCAAAGUGGGAUAUCUUGUUUGAGGAUAUUUACGUCCCUGGGAGUGAGCCUGCUCAGAGACGUGGAAGGACUAUCGACGAAACGAUUUAUUAG
Messenger RNA from Penicillium atrosanguineum, 1224 nucleotides. RefSeq names its product putative pyruvate dehydrogenase E1 component alpha subunit. NCBI's taxonomy places the organism in Eukaryota, Fungi, Ascomycota, Eurotiomycetes, Eurotiales, Aspergillaceae. The coding region runs from base 1 to 1224 and encodes 407 amino acids. Gene Ontology annotation, biological process: pyruvate decarboxylation to acetyl-CoA. Gene Ontology annotation, cellular component: intracellular membrane-bounded organelle. Gene Ontology annotation, molecular function: pyruvate dehydrogenase (acetyl-transferring) activity. The transcript has 4 exons. The record is from RefSeq and is a predicted model, not a curated record.